Syngnathus acus (greater pipefish) is the source of this 1565-nucleotide messenger RNA. It is a transcript of the gene diras1b, whose product is annotated as DIRAS family, GTP-binding RAS-like 1b. Gene Ontology annotation, cellular component: plasma membrane. Gene Ontology annotation, molecular function: GTPase activity; GTP binding; GDP binding. The transcript has 4 exons. The record is from RefSeq and is a predicted model, not a curated record. NCBI's taxonomy places the organism in Eukaryota, Metazoa, Chordata, Actinopteri, Syngnathiformes, Syngnathidae. Gene Ontology annotation, biological process: signal transduction. Bases 397 to 993 code for a protein of 198 amino acids.
CCUUGAGAGCACAUUUACGAAGCUUUCACUCGACCUAACUGCCCGGAUGCUAAUUUGUGUUUGGCUGAGUUCACGCUCGAGAGGCCUUCAAUGGGACGUCCUAUUGUGCCAGGCACUGCAGAGAAUGCGCAAGAAAUGGUCCAGCCAGGCCACGUGGACGCGCACACGCCACCUCGUGCGUGUGUUUGUGCGUGUGCGUGUAUAUAAUGCACCUUAUUCAUCCCUCAGUACCGUAACAAAUGUUUUUGAUAUUGCUGCAAGGCCUCGUGAUGAGUGUUCCAAGUGCACGACAAACCAUCGACACCAUUUCCUGUGAUCAUCGACAGAGGGCGGCAGAGUAUCAGCUCCUACUGAUGGUGUGACAGUGUCUGAAGGCUGAAAGGCGGGGGCGCCAGAAUGCCGGAGCAGAGCAACGACUACCGCGUGGUGGUGUUCGGGGCGGGCGGCGUCGGGAAGAGCUCCCUGGUGCUGCGUUUCGUCAAGGGCACCUUCCGCGACACCUACAUCCCCACCGUGGAGGACACCUACCGCCAGGUGAUAAGCUGCGACAAGAGCGUGUGCACGCUGCAGAUCACCGACACCACCGGGAGCCACCAGUUCCCCGCCAUGCAGCGCCUCUCCAUCUCCAAGGGACACGCCUUCAUCCUGGUCUACUCCAUCACCAGCAAGCAGUCGCUGGAGGAGCUCAAGCCCAUCUACCAACAGGUGCUGGCCAUCAAGGGCAACGUGGAGGCCAUCCCCAUCAUGCUGGUUGGCAAUAAAAGCGACGAGACCCAGCGCGAGGUGGACACCAAGGACGGCGAGGCGCAGGCCAGCCAGUGGAAGUGCGCCUUCAUGGAGACGUCGGCCAAGACCAACCACAACGUGACCGAGCUCUUCCAGGAGCUUCUCAACCUGGACAAGAAGCGCAACAUGAGCCUCAACAUCGACGGCAAGCGCUCAGGGAAGCAGUCGCGCGCCGAGAGACUGAAGGGCAAGUGCAGCCUCAUGUAAACGACGGCUGGAAAGAAGGACGACCACGCAGAGAGGAACCCCCCCCCCCACGUCAUUCGCAUCAUCUCCCACUCAUGACUCGGCGGUGGUUUAACGCUGUGGAUCGGAUCGUUCGACGGGAAUCCUCUAAUCCACCCUCCACAUAUUCAUCGCGUAGACAAACGAAAGGUUAAGAGCUUGUUUUUUUCCUGUGAGGUGGGAGAGCAUGAACCACACAAGAAGGAUGUAAAUAAACGCCAUGUACGACCAGACCCCGCCCCCACCCUGACGAGAAGAAAAAAACAACAACCCCCUCUCCUCAAGUGGUAACGCACACACGACGCAACAAUCCUUUUAAGACUCUUCGGAAAGCGUGACGCAUUUAGGGAGCGUCGGGAAACCGGAGCGCUCCAGCAACCCCGUCUUACCUUGCUUGCUUUUUCCUCGAGACCAAUUGCCAAGCUGGUGAGACUCGAGGAGAAUUUGGGGCGUUUCUGAAGGUCAAGAAUGUCCACUUUAGUUUUGUUGUUUGCCUUGUUUUUGAUGCUUUAAGUCAAAACACACAAAAAAAGCACACGACUAUAACAAAAAAA